CCUUGUUGGAGGAAAAUGAAAUAUUGCCUCAUGAAAUGCUGCAGACUCCUUUGCCUAGUAUUGACUCUGCCUUUGAAUGUGAUGGAGAUCACAGGCCUGUGCGCUCUGUACAAACGCGUGUUCCCGCUGCUCGCAUACAACAUCACGUUUUCGUACAACGCCAAGAUGCUCAAAAUCAAGAGGGAGCUCUUCCGCAACGUGGCCAAAUUCGCGAACGCCGACGGGACACUUCGCCUGCUGGAGAUCGGCUGCGGCAGCGGCGCAAACUUCCAGUUCUACCCGUACGGCUGCACGGUGAUCUGCAGCGACCCCAACCCGCACUUCGACAAGUACCUGCGGAGGAGCAUGGAGCAGAACAAACACCUGACUUAUGGCGAGUUGGUAGUCGUGUCCGGAGAGGACAUGGGGGACGUGCAGGACGAGUCCGUGGACGUGGUGGUCUGCACCCUGGUCCUCUGCUCUGUCAGCGACGUGCGGCGGGUCCUGCAGGAGGUGCGACGCGUCCUCAGGACAGGAGGAGCCUUCUUCUUUUUGGAACAUGUUAUGUCAGAUCCGUCCUCGUGGACGUACUUCUUUCAGCAUGUGCUUGAACCUCUGUGGUACUAUCUUGGGGACGGGUGCAGGAUUACCAGAGCAACAUGGAAAGAUCUAGAGGCUGCUGGUUUCUCUGAACUUCACCUGAAACAAAUUGAGGCUCCAGAGGUGACGUUAGUGAUAAGACCACACAUCAUGGGAUUUUCUGUUAAAUGACAGAAGGGAAGGAUGGACAUUUUGCCCCAUGUAUAUCAUUUAGUAGGUGUAUAGUAUUUUCACUCAAAAGCCCAGUCAUGUGUCCCUGCUAAACCAUAUCUCACCAUACUUUAUAUUCUUACAUAUUGUCUGUGUGGCAAUUCAUUUACAUUUUUUAUAUCUGUAUAAUAUAUUUCAUAAUAUUUUAUAUGACUUUUCAUUCGAGAGAGACUCUGUGAAGGGGUUAUUUCACAACAAUUACACAUGUUGCAAUAGCAAUAAUAAUGCAUCUGUAUAAAUGUGAAGGACAUUUAGCUGAGCAGGAAGAUGCCCUAGAAUAUGACAUUAAAUUAUGAAACUUAACUGUUUUUAUUGAAGACACCAUUCUUGCAUUCAAAAAUAUGAGUUCAAAUUCAGGAUGCAGGUUUCAUAUUAUCAAGCGCACAUUUUACAAAGGACAAAAAUACAUUAGCCACGCUACAUGUUUUGAGUGAAAAUAUAUUUAUUUUCUUACAGAAUCAGCAACAUUUCAUAGACGGUUUGUUCUUCUUCCCCACCCUUCCCAAGAUGCACAUAAUAAAUAUUACCUGGACACUGUGCUUUUUCCCUGAUUGUCUAAGUAACUGCCAAGAAACAAACCACACCUGAUGUCUUAUUUACUGUUACCCUUGAUAUUCCAUUGCACAAAAAAAAAAAAGGAAUGCGAUUUUAAUGGAGAAAUGAGGGGAAUUGCUGGUUCACAAUAUAAACAGGAAUUUUAUGUCUGUGUAAUAAUCAUACAGUCAAAAUUCUGCAGAUGCUGUUAGAAGAAGAAAAAAAUAUCCAACAGCUACAUUUUUAAAAACACGAGAAAAGGAAGGGAUA
Messenger RNA from Scophthalmus maximus (turbot), 1593 nucleotides. Its product is annotated as putative methyltransferase-like protein 7A. The record is from RefSeq and is a predicted model, not a curated record. NCBI's taxonomy places the organism in Eukaryota, Metazoa, Chordata, Actinopteri, Pleuronectiformes, Scophthalmidae. Gene Ontology annotation, molecular function: S-adenosylmethionine-dependent methyltransferase activity. Bases 16 to 750 code for a protein of 244 amino acids. The transcript is spliced from 2 exons.